CCUUCAAAUUGAAACUCAAAUCAAACCAAAUCGAGCGAAACCAAUCCCCCUCCUCUCCCCCAACGAGCGAAUUCCUCCCCCCCGCUCCCCUCCCCGCCGCAUCUAGGGUUUCGUUUCGCCCGCCCACGGCGCCCAUGGACCCCGGCGCCGCCGGCGCCGGCGGCGGGACCCGGGCCGGCUUCGAGCGGGCGUGCCGCCUGCCCAACACCGUCCACUCCGAGAUCGCGGCCCGCGUUGCCGGCUCCCCACCCUCCCGGCUCGCGCUCGGCUUCGACGACCUCCGCGACGACGAGCCCCUCGCCGCGCCCGACCGCCCCGACAUGAUCAUGCAGGCAGCAAACAUCGCCCGCAUCCUCGCCGAGACCGACGUCUCCCACCUGGGCUUCACGGAGGCCGACAACAUCGACGUCGACCCCAGCCAGUGCUCCUGGCUCUGGAUGGAGGUGCUCAAGCACAACCCCGACGCCUUCAAGGUCAAGGCCCCUGCGCCCCCGCCGUCUUUGCAAGGUCCACAUGAAGGCCCAGAAUAUCAAAAUCAAAGUGAGAUGCAUUUUGAGUAUCUUACGUCUAAUAUGAACAAAGCACGGAAGGAACCUGUAUUUCCUCUGGAUGACAUCAACUCACGCAGAGAGCAUCUUCGUAAUGAACUAACGCCAGAUUCAGUUGCUUCAAAGAAGCCAAAAGUUAGAAAGAAAGAAAAUGGCAAUUCUGUUUCAAGUUCUGGCCCCAGCAUUCCUAAUAGUCAAGAAGUUAUCGCCAACUUCUGUGAGAUGGUGGAGGAUUUCUGUGGAAGAGUCGAAAUUCCUGAUGAUGCAGAUGGCGGUGAUUGGUUGUCAAUACCACUUAAUGAUGUUAAGGUUCUUGUCAAUGAAAUUACAUCUGUUCGAUCCAAAAGGAUAUUGCAUGAGGUUCCUAUGGAUACAGUUACAAGGUUAUUACAUGUGAUAGACCGUCAGAUCCGAUGUUCUCAAGGUUUGUCAAUAGAUGAGAAGGAAAAUCCUGAUGCUGAACCUAUGGUUUUCUCGGCUUUGGAGUCCGUUCAUGCAGCGUUAGCAAUUAUGACCCACCAUGACAUGCCAAAGCAACUGUAUCGAGAGAAGUAUCUUAUUGAGCGAAUUAUUGAUUUCUCAAGGCGUCAGAUCACUGACUGUAUGGCAGCAAGUAACCCAACCUUCCGAGCUAUCCACAAACCAGCUGAAAAUGUUGCAAAUGACGGAGAUGAUGAUGAAGAGGAUAUGGAAAAUGGACCAGUUAGCAAAAAGAGACGUACCACUACUAAUCUAACUGCGAGAAAAUCUUCUUCAAACAGAGUUUCUGCUUCUGUUUACUCUGCUGUCCAGAAACUAUGCUUGGUAUUGGGCUUUCUCAAGGAACUGCUCACAACGGUGCGCUUAUCAGAUAGUUGUAUUCUGCAGUUAGCAAAAACCUGCUUUACUACAUUCUUGGUGGACAAUAUGCAGCUAUUACAAUUGAAAGCGAUUGGGGUUAUUGGCACGGUUUUUUCAUCAUACACACAACACAGGAGUUACCUGGUUGAUGAAACAAUUGUCCUUCUUCGUAAGUUGCAGUUUUCAAGAAAUGCUGUUAGAACCUACCAUCUGGCAGAUGAAGAACAAAAGCAAAUCCAGAUGAUAACAGCACUGUUAGUUCACCUGGUUCAGUUUAGUGCAAUUGUUCCCGAUAGCUUAAAGGGAACAGUUGAUUGGAGCACUAUUAUUGAUGCCCCAGUUGAUGCUAGUUAUCCAAUUAAAUGCCAUGAAGCAGCAACAGAGGCUUGUUGCCUUUUCUGGACUAGUGUCCUUCAACGUUUUACUGCUGCUAAAUCUCAAGAUAUGUCAGAAGCCAAAGGAAUAAUAGAUAAUCUUGUUCAGGAUUUGCUAACGAUACUUAACUUGCCGGAGUAUCCAGCUGCUGCUUCUGUUCUUGAGGUUCUCUGUGUAUUGCUGCUUCAAAAUGCUGGAUUAAAAUCUAAGGACACUAAUGCUCGGUGCUUUGCUAUUGACCUUCUUGGUGGUAUCGCAUCAAGGUUGAAGCGUGAUUCUGUCACCUGUAGUGAGGAGAAGCUUUGGAUAUUGCAAGAGCUCACUGAUGCAGGUAGUGAUGGCUCGAAAAUUUUGAAAAACAAAUGUUGUGUUUGUCUUGGUGGAAGAGGUAUAAAUAUAGCCUGUGAUGUAUGUGGAAGAUGUUUCCAUUCAGAUUGUAUGGGGGCUAGCAGUCAGGAUAACUUACAGCAUGAUAGUGUCUGUCCCUUAUGUUUUUGCAAACAACAACUCAGUGUGUUACAGUCGUAUUGCCAGUUACAAACUAAAGAGAAUGGCAAAAGAACUGCUGCCUCGGUUAGUAAGAAAUCUGCCGCACCAUCUGAGGUGCCAGCAUUGGAUAUUGUGCAACAAAUACUACUGAGUUAUCUUCAGGAAGCUGGUCCACAAGAUGAUGGGAACCUGUUUACUCGAUGGUUCUAUCUAUGUAUCUGGAACAAAGAUGACCCACAUUCUCAAGAGAAGAUUAUCUACUAUCUAGCUAGAUUAAAAUCUAAGGAGAUUCUGCGUGAUUCUGGCAAUGGUUUGGUAAUUUCCAGAGAUUGGGCAAAGAAAAUUUGCUUGGCACUGGGGCAGAAGAAUUCAUUUUCGAGGGGGUUUGAUAAAAUUCUUGCCCUUCUUUUGGCUAGCUUGAGAGAAAAUUCUCCUGUAAUAAGGGCAAAGGCUUUACGUGCGGUCAGCAGUAUAGUUGAAGCUGACCCUGAGGUCUUGGGUGACAAACGUGUACAGUCUGCUGUUGAAGGGAGAUUUUGCGAUUCGGCUAUUUCUGUUCGUGAAGCUGCCCUUGAACUUGUUGGAAGGCAUAUUGCUUCACAUCCUGAUGUAGGCCUGAAGUAUAUUGAAAAAGUUGCUGAGCGAAUAAAGGACACAGGAGUAAGUGUUCGCAAACGUGCAAUUAAAAUUAUAAGGGAUCUUUGUGCUUCAAAUCCAAACACGGACACAACGCAUGCCUUUGUGGAGAUUAUUUCUCGUGUUAAUGAUGAGGAGUCCAGUGUACAGGAUCUUGUAUGUAAAACAUUUCAUGAGCUAUGGUUUGAAGAACCUACUGGGAGUCAUAAGCACUUGGUUGCUGAUGGUAGUUCAGUUCCUAUGGAGAUUGCUAAAAAGACUGAGCAAAUUGUUGAAAUGUUGAGGAAGAUGCCCAAUCACCAACCCUUGAUUACCAUUAUAAAACGUAACUUGACUCUUGAUUUCCUCCCUCAGUCAACAAAGGCCACAGGCAUUAACUUGUCCAUGGUGGCAUCACUUAGGAAACGUUGUGAGUUGAUAUGCAAGCGGUUGUUAGAAAGAAUAUUGCAGGUUGAAGAAGGAGCUGCUAAUGAGAUGGAAAUCCAUGCACUUCCUUAUAUCAUUGCCUUGCAAGCGUUUUGUAUUGUUGAUCCCACCCUCUGCAUUCCAGUGACUGAUCCUUCUAAGUUUGUUGUGACACUACAACCAUAUCUUAAGAUUCAGAUUGACAAUAAAUCAGCUGCCCAGUUGCUUGAAAGUAUAAUUUUCGUGAUUGAUGCUGUUCUUCCACUCAUAAGGAAGCCACCACAAACUGUGGUUGUAGAACUUGAGCAGGAUCUGAAGCAGAUGAUAGUUCGUCAUUCCUAUUUGACAGUUGUACAUGCAUGUAUCAAGUGCCUUUGUUCCCUAAGCAAAUCAGCUGGUAGAGGUCCAGGAUUACUGGAAUACCUUGUUAAUGUUUUUUACAAGCAUCUGUCUGGCACUAAUACAGAUAGUCAGCUGUUGGGUCGAUCGCUGUUUUGUCUUGGACUGCUCCUUCGGUAUGGUUAUCAACUGAUGUUAACAUCUGAAAAUCAGCUUGAUUUCCCAAAGAUUAUCAACUUGCUCCAGAGAAGAUAUCUUCUCAGGGAUGAUUUCAACUUGAAGGUUCGAGCUUUGCAGACUUUGGGAUACAUACUUAUCGCGAAGCCUGAAUUUAUGCUACAAAAAGAAAUCAUGAAUCUCAUAGAGGCAACACUAUCUUCUGCAGUUGAUCAUAGGUUAAAGAUUCAAGGACUUCAAAACCUCUAUGAGUAUCUCCGAGAUGCCGAAAGCCAACUUACUGCUGAGAGUACUGGGAAGCCUCCUGUACAGUCUGCAAUAAAUGGUGGAAGUGAAGUUCCUGUUGCUGCUGGUGCUGGAGACACCAACAUAUGUGGUGGUAUUAUCCAAUUGUAUUGGAGUUCUAUUCUUGAAAGGUGCUUGGAUACAAAUGACCAAGUUCGCCAGAGUGCACUUAAGAUUGUUGAAGUUGUACUUCGCCAGGGUUUAGUUCACCCUAUUACAUGUGUUCCGCACCUUAUAGCACUUGAAAUGGACCCAUUGGAGGGGAACUCAAAGUUGGCUCAUCAUCUACUAAUGAAUAUGAAUGAAAAGUAUCCUUCAUUUUUUGAAAGCCGCUUAGGUGAUGGCCUACAAAUGUCAUUUAUAUUCUUCGAGACCACAGUCAGCAACCAUAAACUCGCAGCAAACGUGAAAUCAAAUCCAAUUGCUUUUGUCAAACCUGGCAUAACUAGAAUAUACCGUCUUAUCCGUGCAAAUCGAAAUUCAAGAAACAAAUUUGUCCACUCAAUAGUUCGGAAAUUUGAGCCUGAUGGCCGGAAUCGCUCCACAGUUAGCUUUCUUGUAUACUGUGCUGAAGUUCUUGCCUCCCUGCCAUUCACAUGCCCUGAUGAACCACUCUAUUUGAUCUAUGAUAUAAAUCGAGUUAUUCACUUGAGAGCAGGAGCGAUUGAGGCCAAUUUGAAAAGGUGGACUUCUAUGGAUCAGCCUCAAGAUGCGGCGGGUAUGGCAACAUUGCCAGGAGAGAGUCAUGUUGUCAUGCAUGAGCCUGGAGGAUAUUAUGACCAUAAUGAGGGAUAUAUUCCUGUAAGGGUGAAUAACAAUCCUUGUAGUACAUCAGAUGUGGACAUGGCCAAAGUUCAGGAGGAUUGCCAUGACGCAAUAGCCCUGCAACUCCUCCUCAAAUUGAAAAGACAUUUGAAAAUUGUUUAUAGUUUAACUGAUGCCCGCUGUCAGGCAUUUUCUCUAAAGGAACCACCAAAAACUGGAGAAACUCUCUCCAAGCAGAAUGUUCCUUUUAACAUUGGCAACAAUAACAUCAGUCUGCCGAGCUGCCUGCAGGAUGUAGCUUCUGUGUACCAAGAUUUCAAGACAGUGCUGCGGGAAGAUUCCAUGGACUUCGGUAUGUACACCCCCUCUGUGCAGAGGAAGCGCCCAACCCCAAGAAGUACGUCGAGAGUCAGGAGGACAGCCGCCACAAGUGUUACAAGAGCCCGUGGCGGUGGCCGUGGUGGUGAUGAUGACGAUACUGACGAUGACGACUGGACUGGGGGGCCAAGAGUGCUGGACUUCAGCGCUCAGGCAAGCAAUGGUGGCCGUGUAACAAGGCAAAGGGUCCAAGUAUGACUGAUCUUGGUGCUUUGUACAUUGUAGGGAGGUCUAUACGAGCUGACAGGAGACUUAGUGGGAGUGUAGGUUAAGGUCGUUUAUUUAGGUACAUAGCAGAAAGGAAAGGAAGAUAGCUUUUUACUUAGAUGCCAUUAAUCUGGAGCACUCCUUUUCUUGCUCUGCCCUUGUCCUCUUUGUAAUUUCGGCUGGGCUUUAGCAAAACUGACAAACGGGUUGUGCUCCGUCAAAAGAUCUGAUUCAAUGGGAAUGAAAUGGUUCCUUUUGCUUUGUUUGGAAUACAGGUUCUGUAUGCGUGUAAUUGUUCUGGUUUCCUGAUGUUGAAUUUGUAUGUGCUGAGGUUUAUGUUCC
This is a messenger RNA of Setaria italica (foxtail millet), 5786 nucleotides long. Its product is annotated as sister chromatid cohesion protein SCC2. Gene Ontology annotation, cellular component: Scc2-Scc4 cohesin loading complex. Bases 135 to 5435 code for a protein of 1766 amino acids. NCBI's taxonomy places the organism in Eukaryota, Viridiplantae, Streptophyta, Magnoliopsida, Poales, Poaceae. Gene Ontology annotation, biological process: establishment of protein localization to chromatin; replication-born double-strand break repair via sister chromatid exchange; establishment of mitotic sister chromatid cohesion. Gene Ontology annotation, molecular function: chromatin binding. The transcript is spliced from 28 exons. The record is from RefSeq and is a predicted model, not a curated record.